CUCCCCACAGUCCCCACACAACCCCGCGUCUUGGAAAGGGCCGGAGAUCGGAGACGCGAAGGCAGCGAGCAAGCAACCGAAGGCCGAAGCCGUCCACCCCCGCGCCGGCGCUAUGGACCGCGCGCAGCUCCUCCUCGUCGGCCUCCCGGCCCUGCUCUUCUUCUCGGACCUCACCCACAUCUUCGCGCCGCCGCCUCCCCACCUCCGCCACCCCCCCAUCCCCAUCCCCACCCGCCGCACCACCACCCACACCCGCCGCACCACCAUCACCACCCCGACCCCGCCGCGGCAGCCAUAGAGGAGCCACGCGUCGAUGGGGCUGGAUUCGGCGCUACAGUCGAGCUGCAGUUCUGCGCCUCCUGCUCCUACAGGGGAACUGCAAUGACCAUGAAGCGCAUGCUGGAAACCUCAUUUCCUGGCAUCCAUGUUAUCUUGCAUAAUUAUCCUCCACCCUUCCCCAAGCGUGUACUUAGCAAAGCUAUCCCAAUUGUUCAAGUUGGAGCCGUUGCAACAAUAAUGGCUGGUGACCAGAUUUUCCCCAGACUUGGAAUGGUUCCACCUCCAUGGUACUACUCGCUACGUGCCAAUAGAUUUGGAACUAUGGCGACAAUAUGGCUAUUUGGCAAUUUUGCUCAGUCCUUCCUACAAAGCUCUGGCGCCUUUGAAGUUUACUGCAAUGGAGAGCUGGUAUUCUCAAAAUUGACUGAGCAGAGGUUCCCAAGUGAGUUUGAGCUGCGUGAUCUCAUCGGCAGCAGAUUGCCCGAGUCGCCAUUUGGGAGGAAUCUGGGGAAAACAUUUACUUGAUGAUCCCAGAAAUCAAAACUCAGAAUGCCACAUUUUCGUCUGUUGCUAUUUAGGUAGAGUAGAUGGUAACUUUCAGAAUUCAGUUGUUGAUCUAUUGAAGCUGCACAGCUUUUCUGUAAACACAACUUCCGGAUGUAUGGCUAUAAUGGGUCGCCUGAGUACCUGACACACGAUGAUCAACCGUUAUGAAACAUACAUAUGCCGCUGGAAUAUUGGGGGGCAUUAUGAUCGCCUGAUAACUUCUGGGACAUUUGUAAUAUGCUGGAGUGUGACCUUUUCAUG
Setaria italica (foxtail millet) is the source of this 1086-nucleotide messenger RNA. Its product is annotated as selT-like protein. Gene Ontology annotation, biological process: cell redox homeostasis. Gene Ontology annotation, cellular component: endoplasmic reticulum membrane. The record is from RefSeq and is a predicted model, not a curated record. Gene Ontology annotation, molecular function: thioredoxin-disulfide reductase (NADPH) activity. Lineage: Eukaryota; Viridiplantae; Streptophyta; Magnoliopsida; Poales; Poaceae.